CUGACACACACACACACUUCAAAAUCAGAUUCGAAAUAGAACCCUAAUUUUCAGAGAGAAGAAGAAGAAGAAGAAGAAGAAGAACCACGAUGUCUGCUACUCCAAACCCUAACCCUACUCCCAACGCCGAGGAAGACAAGAAACCUAACGACAUCGCUCGCAUCAAUUUGAAGGUCAUAUACCAGGACGGAAAUGAAGUAUUUUUUAGGAUUAAGAGAAACACUCAGCUGAAGAAGCUGAUGAAUGCUUACUGUGAUCGACAAUCUGUCGACCUGAACUCAAUUGCCUUCAUAUUUGAUGGUUGGCGUCUCCGUGCAGAACAGACUCCUGAUGAGCUUGAAAUGGAAGAUGGAGAUGAGAUCGAUGCUAUGUUGCACCAAACUGGUUCUGUUAAAGCAAAUUGUCAAAGCUUCGCCACUCUAUUUGAGUGAUUUUUUUUUAUGAUUCUUGAAUCUUGAGUGAAAAAUCAACUCAUCCGUUAUAUACUUUGAGUGAUUUUGUGAGGUUUGAUCAUUGAGAAAUUAUACUUUUGUGGAGUUUAACUCUAAUUUAGAUUGUAGCUGUCAAUUCUCUAAUUUGAAUGAGUAUGUCGCCUGCAUGAGUAUUUUGCUA
Trifolium pratense (red clover) is the source of this 612-nucleotide messenger RNA. Its product is annotated as small ubiquitin-related modifier 1-like. The transcript is spliced from 3 exons. Bases 90 to 431 code for a protein of 113 amino acids. Gene Ontology annotation, biological process: protein sumoylation. The record is from RefSeq and is a predicted model, not a curated record. Lineage: Eukaryota; Viridiplantae; Streptophyta; Magnoliopsida; Fabales; Fabaceae. Gene Ontology annotation, molecular function: ubiquitin-like protein ligase binding; protein tag activity. Gene Ontology annotation, cellular component: nucleus.